CGAAUUGUUCAUGACGUCAGGAACUUUAGUGGAAGACUGUACAGCUCUACUGUAGACAGCACGCUGCAAAAAGAAACAGAAUCAUGUCUGCUGCAGCUUUUACAGCACAGCAAGCCAUACAAGCAGGGGCUUGGGGAAGUCAACCUCCCUCCGAGAAUGGGACAGGAAAUAGCACAGUCUUUCAGAAUCCUGAAUGGGAAAAGGCUAGAAAAGCAUUAGAGAAAGUUAAAGGGGAAAGUGGAUCAAGCACAUCUCCAAAUAAAUCUAAAAGUUUGACUGAACAACCAAGUGAUAAUGCUCAGAAUGCAGCUGCACAGAUGUAUUAUCAGCAAUACAAUUUGUACUACCAGCAACAGCCACCACAACCACAGUUUUAUCCAGGAACAAACUAUCCAGUUUAUGGCCAACAGGGACCAGACCCACGAAUGCAGCAUGGAAAUUUUAAUGGAUAUGGUGCUCCACCUCCUCCACCACCACCAGAUGAUCAAAGUCAAUUGUCAAAUGCUAUGGAUAUUGAUGAACGGCCCUUACAUAAUGAUAAUCAGAGUCAAAACCAAAAUGUGCAGCCACAAUUCCGUCCUAGACAAAUACUAAAUCAUGGGCCUCGUGGACCAAGAUUUCAGAACAGGCCAAGACAUCCAGGUGGUGUUCAGGGCAUAAGAUUUCAGAUCCCAAAAAGACAACAAGGAGGUAAUAACAAUAAUUACCAGCAAAACAUAAAUCCUAGACAUUUUCCUCCUCGUGGGCCCAGGCCAGGCAAACUACAGGACCAGAGGCAGAAGACUGAACAUCAGGAAAAUACAUCUAAUCAGCAACAAAUGCAAGCCCCGUCGAGUAAUUCUUCAGAAAAUGGAAUUCACAAAAGUGACAACGGGGAUGCAAACAUUUCAGCUGCUGCCAACCAAGAGUGGCCCCCUGCUCUCAGAGAGUAUGUCCAAAGAGCAUUUGCUAGUGCUAAAGAUGAAAGUCAGAAGGAUUCUAUACAGACCUUCCUGAAGGACAGUCUUACAAAUAUUUUCAAAUCGGGUGCCGUUUUCACGAUUGAUUGGACAAAAGAGCCGCUCCCUACAGAACGUUUACAACACGUGCCGCAGCAUACUCCUGGCAAACAGCAGGGUCCAAAUAACAGUAAUAUGGCAAAAAAUAGUCCCUGGCAGCUCAAUAAUCAACGUGGUCGGGGUCGAGGAAGAGGGCGUGGCCGCGGUGCUCAGAUGUCUAACAAAACACAAACUACAGGCAGGGGUGUGUACAACCGAGACAGAGUGCCCACCUACAGGUCAAGGUCCUUCUCUACUUCAAGCUCAAGCUCAUCAAGGUCACGCUCAAGGUCACCUGUGCGUCGUAGAAGGCGUUCAAGGUCACGGUCACCCUCUCCACGAAGGAGACGACAGAGGCACUCCAGUUCAGACAGUAACUCUAGUUACUCUGAUGGUCCUUACCACCUUCAUAAAGACCAGCGAAAGAAUAGCUACCGGGGAAGAGGAGGAAGGAAGUACACGCUUGAUGUGCGAGGCAAGAAUAAGGGGCCCGGUAAAAAGCCUAACAAUGAGGUGGCUUUCAACAAAAAGAAUAACAAGAAACGAUCAAAAAACCAGUUUCCAAUAGAUGAUGAUCCUGAUAAAGAAGCAAAGCUACUGAAGAGAGCAGCAAGGUUUGAACACCACUUAGGAAAUGAUGCAAAGAAGCAAAAACAGACUCGAACACUUACGAUAAAUGCAUACACAAAUUCAGAUGAAGAGGACCUAGAUCUGUCCAGUUUUGAUAUUGUUGGAACUUGUCAGGACAUUGAAAAACCAUAUCUGAGACUCACAACUGCACCAGAUGCUAGUCAAAUCCGCCCACUGGAAAUUUUGAGGAAGUCUUUGGAGCAUGUGAAGGAAUGCUGGACAAAGAAAAAUAAAUAUCAUUUUGUAUGUGAACAGUUCAAGUCUAUACGACAAGAUCUUACGGUGCAGGGUAUCCGGAGCAACUUUACAGUGGAGGUGUACGAGACACAUGCCCGAGUAGCACUAGAGAAGGGUGAUCAUGAGGAGUUCAACCAAUGCCAAACCCAGUUAAAGCUGCUGUAUCAGGAGGGAUUACAUGGACACCAACUCGAGUUCCUUGCCUACAGGAUUCUUUACUACAUCUUCACAUCUAACACGCUCGAUAUGACAACUGCCUUGGCAUCCCUCACUUCAACUUGCAGGCAAGAUGAGUGUGUGUCGUUUGCAUUAAAAGUAAGGUCUGCUUGGGCCUUGAAUAAUUUUCACAAAUUUUUCAAAUUGUUCAGUCAUGCACCAAGAAUGUCUGGGUAUCUGUUGGACUGGUUUGCUGACAGAGCAAGGAAAACAGCACUGAAGACAAUAGUAAAGUCAUAUCGCCCAAUGCUGCCAAUAGAUUUCAUCGAGGCUGAAUUAGGCUUCCCAAACAUGGAGGAUUGUAUAGUAUUCUUGAAGGAAAAGGGAGCAAUCUUGACUCCUGAUGGAACCAAAGUGGACUGUAAAACGUGUGCGACAAUUAUUCAGGCUUUGUAGAUUGACUUAAAAAUUAGAAGGCAGGUCCUUACAUCAUAUUCCGCGAAAGGCAGGUUGCUAUAAUUAUCAGUUCUAGUCAAAAUAUCAAACCAGAAAUCCAAGGCAAGGACUAGUAAAUCAUGUGCCAUUGCCUAGUCAGAGUUGUUGAGUACGAUGUUGAUGAAGUUUUUAUUUUCUAUUUCUUGAGAGGAAGAUCCACAUUCCAAAGACUCAAAUAAUUUAGAAAAAAAGAGAAUUUCCAGUUUUGAUGUGGAGCUGUAUCGUGUUGUGAUAUUGGAAUGGAAGUAAAACCGUAAUUGAUCACAUCAGUUUAUCUAGUAUCAAAGACUGCAUGUAUUUCACAGACUUGGAAGAUUUUCUUCUCGCAAUCAAAUCAAAUGAUCAUUUCAAAUCUAUUCAUUUUCGUCAUUUCCCUAGAGCGUGCAACAGCUGUGAAGUUCCCAAACAAGUAUUUAUACUUGUAUAAUCGCGUCAACAAGAAGACACUACUGUUAGAACUUUUAACCAUGCCUUUUGUAAUCCUCGGGAGUUAUUUUUACCAGAGAGUAAUACCAGUGAUGAAGAUUUUAUCAAAAUGAAGCCGCUUAUAUUCCAACCAGGAAAUUUUAAGUCAAAAUUUUGAUUAUACCUAGCAGCAUGAUGGCAUCACCUUGAGCAUGGAAGUGGAAGGUCAGAAAGUCAACAGAUGGUCACAUCUAUCUUCCAUGCAUUAAUAGUUGGGAGGUAGAUGUGACUAGCCUGAUAGAUGCUGAUGCUGGCCGGGUGUCAUCGUAUCACUCCGUUGUGUUCCUGUCCUAUGAAUCUCGCCCAUCUGGUCAUAUGUGUGUAUUUAUAUGUUGCAGUUUUGUAUUAAUUAACAUUUUUUCUCCAAGGAUCAGGUUUUAUCCAGCCAAAAGCAUGAUCUUCAAAGAUAGAAUUUUCUCCAGUUAACAUUUAUUCUAAGGAACAAACUUUCUCUCUUCACAAACUAUGGUUCUCCAAAGAGUAUAUCUGUUUGACUUCCAUAUUAAGAGAAACUUUCAAGUGAAGAACUGGAUAAAUGUGUGUAAUGAACAAAUCUUGUAAAUAGUCAGCGAUGCAGACUUGCAUAGUGAACUCAUUGGCGAAGAGAAUGCUAGAGGAACAACUGUUAGCUCCAUGACCAAACACUGCAUGCAGUGCAGUAAAACUUCAAUAUAUUUUUUUUCAGGUAAAGACUUAUGAGAUUCAGUGUUCCAAAUAUGGACAAAAUACUUUUUAUUUUCAGCUCUGGAAGAAGUGAAUUGCUGGUUUAUGAAAAAAAUGAACAUUGUUUCCAUUAUUUUUAAAUUACAAGGGAGAUUGAGGUAAUCAUUAGUUGUCUUUAUUUCAGGCCAUUAUAGUGCUUGAUCAUUGUGAAUAUUUGUGUGAGACGAGAGUGAGAGUGUAGUAAUUUAUCUGUGAUAAUAUGUACCUUAUAAAAAUCUCAGAUUUGAAAGAAAGAAUAGUAGCAUAUGCAUACAAUUGUUGUUUCUUAUUUCAGAUUGAAAGCCUACACACUUAAAGGUUCGUUAUAUAUAUAUAUGAAUGUUUAUAUUGUAUAAAAUGUGUAUGUUGCCAAUUUUUAAAAAAAGAAAAUCAUGAAAGAAAUUUAAAAAAUGAACAAAAUCACUUACAAAAAGUGAAAGAAUGAAGAAUUUACAAAAAAAAUAAAAACCUAUUUCCAGUCCAUCGAUUUGUGCAUAUUUUAUACUGCAUGCCUUCUCACAUUACUUGAACAGGUUAAUCUUUUUAUAGUAUUUCCUUAUUUUGUGUAGUGCUCAACAUGAAAUGCAUUUAUUUUAUUUAAUAGGGAGACUUUAUUUGUGACUGUGACAAAUGGAGUAGGUCCUGUAUUGUCUCAACAGGAAAACAAUGUACCUUAGAGUAAUAUUUUAUGAUGUACCUUUAGGGUUUGUAUAUAUUCUACAAAAAUUGUGACUAGAUUUUUAGUCAACCAUCAUCAUCUAGCGAACUGUCAAAAUUGCCCUACACUCAGUCACCAUAGGUCAUCAUAAAGGAUUGUUGUUUAACCUCUUAUGCAAGAUUUUGUUUGUUGUAUGCCCUUCUUAACAGUGGAGGACAUUACCACUGGUGUGUUUUUAGGGUCACCUGAGACAAGUCUCAAGUGACCUAUUCUAACCGAACUUUUGUCUGUCGUCCGAAAACAAUUUUUAUUUUUGACUUCUCCGAAAACCGCUGAACCAAAUUCAAUGAAAUUUGGCAGGAAGCUUCCAUGGCCAAAGGUCAACCAAAAUUGUGAAUUAUAUGGUCAACUCCCAGAUAUGGAAGAAUCAAAUACUCUUCACAGAUAGAGAGGUCUUAGGUGGUUUACCACAAUUGUGAAUUUCAUGACCUUGGGGGUUUUGCUGAACGAUAGUUUAUAUAGGGAAAUGACAAUUUUGACUAUCAUCUGUUUCAUUUCUUUUGGGAUUCAUCCCAACUUUGAUAACAUUAUCAGCAUGGGAUGACAGCUUGAUGGUAUUCACAUGUUGGCCCUGACUGACCCACUGGGCUGAUAGGCGGGGCCAAAGAUGUUAAAUUUAACUUAAAUAUUUCAAAACUCAGGUGACUGUUAAGGUCGUCCAUAGGCCUCUUGUUUAACCUUCUGUGUCUAGUCUGUCAAUCACAAGUAUACAAGAACAAUGAAAUGUAUUUCAUCAUUGGGCACACUAUUGGUGUACUAUAAACAGUAACCUGUUAUCUUCACUGUCGGGUCAAAAGUUUUCCCCUACAUUCUAAUUUUACUAUAUGAUCGUACCAUUUAAACAUUUUUUUCGAAGUAUUUUCCUGGAUUUGUUAAUGGGCUGAUUUUAGCAAAAGUUUGUAUGCUGAAAAAGUUUUAUCUAAAUUUCUUUUGAUAAAAUUUUUAUUGUUUUUUUAUUUUCCGUUGUCAUUUGAGAAAUUCAAAUUUAUUUUACAAUAUGAAUUUUUGUUAUGUCAUUUUGAUGAUAAUUUGGUAAGUUAGUAAUGACGACGGUGCCACAGGAAAUAGUUGUUUCUUUUAAUUUCUACCUACAUAUGUGGUAUUAUGCAUCAAAAUUUUACGUGAAAAAUGUCUACAUAUUUCUUUUUCAACACACAAAAUCAAAAAAAAAAAAAAAAAACAUGAAUGAAGGCAGGGCAAGUAAAUGAAAAAAAUGAAAAUACAAAGAAAUUGUAGCAGAACCAAGUUAUGCAGAAAGACUUUUGACCCGAAACUAGUUGCUAUACAUUUUCCGAAAGGUUACCUGUUCGCUUUCUCUCUCCCUCUCUCUCUCUCUCUCUCUCUCUCUCUCUGAUUACGAGAUAAGAUAUUAGUUUUGAGAAUAUUUCCAAAAAGAUGUGUUAUCUUGUUUAUCCUGUUCAUAUAAGUUGGUGCAAAACUAAAUUAAAACAGCGCACCAACAAUGAUUGCCAUAGAAACCAACGUAUAUUAACUACAAUUGGGGCAAUCCUAAUUCAGUGGAAUGUUUACAGUAUCGCACCCAUCUGUUUAAAGCACAGAAUCUGUCAGUGGUAACACAUACAGUUUGAUUUCAAUAUAACAUUUGAUAUAUCCUUUGAUCAACAAAAUCUGUAAAAAUUGUACUCCUGAUGAGUGUUCUUUGCUGAAAACUUACAAUCCAGGACGAAAUUUCUGUCAUUAAUAAGCAAUUUAAAGUGUGUUACAUUAAAUAUUUUCUAACUGUAUGCAAUAAAACAUUGAAUACCGUAA
This is a messenger RNA of Pecten maximus, 6210 nucleotides long. RefSeq names its product leukocyte receptor cluster member 8 homolog. The coding region runs from base 84 to 2516 and encodes 810 amino acids. Lineage: Eukaryota; Metazoa; Mollusca; Bivalvia; Pectinida; Pectinidae. The record is from RefSeq and is a predicted model, not a curated record. The transcript is spliced from 16 exons. Gene Ontology annotation, cellular component: nucleus.